UUCACUCAAGCAAAAUCGAUCUGUCCAUCCGAUCCACUUAUAUACAAUGAGCUGGGGGUAGUAGCGUAUAAUAUGAAAGAGUAUCAAAAAGCAGUUCAGUGGUUUGAGUUAACACUGGAUCAUACAUCCUCCGCUCUGAAUGAGAUGUGGGAGCCAACAUUGGUAAAUCUUGGACAUGCACUGCGGAAACUCAAAGAAUAUCAGAAAGCAGUAUCAUAUUAUGAAAAGGCACUCACUUUUCCAACCAAAAGUUUGAGUGCGUUUGCUGGUCUUGCUUAUACUUAUCAUCUUAUGUUGCAGAGUGUUAAAGAUCAUAUUGCUUCGUCUAUCUGGACUGAUCUUAGGUCCAUUGAUAUCCAUCUGAUGAAUGCUUAAACUAUAACGACAUGCACCUUGAUGCUUCAGGUUAUAGCUGCAAUUGUUAUAUACCGCGUGCCAACCAUUGAAUUCUUUGGAAGUAUCUAUUAAUUAGGGAUACCAUUGUUAAGAAAAUUUCUCUAAGAAAUAAGAACCACAUAAUACCAUUGUUUGAACUUGCAUAUAAAUAAGUAUAGACUGUAGAAAGUAGGAGUGCUUUCUUCAUUAGUCGAAGCUAAGUAAUGAUGCCAUCAUGUCCAUGUAUAUUCUGAGUGUAUCUGACUAAUACUUAUGUCUUCUUUUUGUUAUGCAGGAUAAUUUCGAGGCUGCCAUAAAUUAUUACCACAAGGUGUGUCCUUUUGUGCAUUUCUAAUUUACCUACUCCGAAGCAAAUUUGCACCAUUAGUUAUGUGAAAAUAGGACCAUUUUCUGUGAGAUAUCUUUACUGGAAUUCACUAUGCUUUCACUUUGUUAAUACAUGCCAGCAAACCAAACUGAAAAAACUGUUAGCCAAUCAGAUUUUGUUGGAGAAGGGGGACCAACUCCUUUUUGUUCAGUUAUGUUAUUUGCAUUCAUGUAAUAGAAGCUUAGUGACCAGUAGUUUUGCCAUGUGUGU
Messenger RNA from Phragmites australis (common reed), 973 nucleotides. Its product is annotated as anaphase-promoting complex subunit 6-like. Gene Ontology annotation, biological process: cell division. Bases 73 to 375 code for a protein of 100 amino acids. NCBI's taxonomy places the organism in Eukaryota, Viridiplantae, Streptophyta, Magnoliopsida, Poales, Poaceae. Gene Ontology annotation, molecular function: protein binding. The transcript has 4 exons. The record is from RefSeq and is a predicted model, not a curated record.